This is a messenger RNA of Puma concolor (puma), 1122 nucleotides long. NCBI's taxonomy places the organism in Eukaryota, Metazoa, Chordata, Mammalia, Carnivora, Felidae. The record is from RefSeq and is a predicted model, not a curated record.
GGGGACCAGUCUGCUCAGCCAAGGAGCCCUGAGGAGCCGGGGGGGUGGCACCAGUGCCCAGCCUGCCCCGAGAAGGCCCCGGCCAGACCAUGGCAGGUGUCUGUGACGCGGCCCCCAACUUUCUCUCCCCGUCUGGAAACCAGGCCCUGGAGCCUGCCCUGGGCAGUGCGGUCUCCCUGAACUGCACGGCCUGGGUGGUCUCUGGGCCCCACUGUCCCCUGCCCUCAGUCCAGUGGCUGAAAGAUGGGCUGCCGCCGGGCAAUGGAAGCCACUGUGGCCUCCAUGAAGACUCCCGGAUCAAGGCCAACUCAUCAGAGGUGCUUGUGUCCAGUGUUCUGGGGGUCAACCUGACCAGUGCUGAGGACUAUGGGGUCUUCACCUGCUCCAUCCGGAAUGUCAGCUCCUCCUCCUUCACUCUUUGGAGAGCUGAGCCCUCCGCCGAUCUCCUGGUGAACCUGAGCCGCUGUCGACGCCUCAUCGUGGUGCUGUCGGAAGCAUUCCUGGGCCGGGCCUGGUGCAGCCACAGCUUCCGGGAGGGCUUGUGCCGGCUACUGGAGCUCACGCGCAGGCCCAUAUUCAUCACCUUCGAGGGCCAGAGGCGCGACCCCGUGCACCCCGCGCUCCGCCUGCUGCGCCAGCACCGCCACCUGGUGACCCUGCUGCUCUGGAAGCCCGGCUCCGUGGCGCCUUCUUCAGAGUUUUGGAAGGAGCUGCAGCUGGCACUGCCACGGAAGGUGCGGCACAGAGCCCUGGAGGGAGACCCCCAGACCCGGCUGCAGGGUGACAAGGACCCCAUGCUGAUCGUGCAAGGCCACCUGCCCGAGGGUCGCACCCUGCACCUGGAGCUGGACCCCGACCCUGAGGGGGACCUGGGUGUCCGAGGGCCUAUCUUUGGGGAGCCAUCAGCUCCACCCCAUGCAAGUGGGGUCGCCCUUGGAGAGGGCCGGGGCAGCGAGGUGGAUGUCUCGGACCUCGGCUCCCGCAACUACAGUGCCCGCACGGACUUCUACUGCCUGGUGUCUGAGGAUGACGUGUAGCCUGCACCCGCCGGAGCGUCAGGAUCACCAAGGACAGCUGGGUGCAGGGCGGGGUGGGGUUUUUCUCCUCUCAGCAGGACUACCA